GGCCGCAGCCCCGAGGGUCAUGUGACCGGCAAGAUGGCUGCCUUCCCCUGGCACCCCCGGAACCGGGACUACAAGGCCGAGCUGGCGUCCUGCCGCCUGGAGGCGGUGCCGCUGGAGCUGGGCGACUACCACCCCCUGAAGCCCAUCACCGUGACGGAGUCCAGGACUGCGAAGGUGAGCCGGAAGGGGAGCACCUCUUCCGCCUCCUCCUCGUCCUCCAGCUCCGUGGUGGACCCGCUGAGCAGCGUCCUGGACGGCACCGACCCGCUCUCCAUGUUCGCAGCCACGGCGGAGCCCAUGGCCACGGCGGCCACCACGGACAGCUCCAGAAAGAAACGGGACAGAGACGACGGCUCCGUCCUGGGGUCGGACUUCGAGCCUUGGGCCAACAAGCGCGGGGAGAUCCUGGCCCGCUAUACCACCACGGAGAAGCUGUCCAUCAAUUUAUUCAUGGGAUCAGAGAAAGGCCGAGCCGGGACCGCCGCGUCCGCCAUGUCGGAGAAGGUCCGGAUCCGGCUGGAGGAGCUGGACGACUUCGAGGAGGGCUCCCAGAAGGAGCUGCUGAACCUGACCCAGCAGGACUACGUGAACCGCAUCGAGGAGCUGAACCAGUCGCUGAAGGACGCCUGGGCCUCGGAUCAGAAAGUGAAAGCGCUCAAAAUAGUCAUCCAGUGCUCCAAGCUGCUCUCAGACACCAGCGUCAUCCAGUUCUACCCUAGCAAAUUCGUGCUCAUCACGGACAUCCUGGACACCUUCGGGAAGCUCGUGUACGAGCGCAUCUUCUCCAUGUGCGUGGACAACCGCAGCGCCUUGCCAGAUCAAUUCUCCCCCGAGAACGUCACCGACACGGCCAAGGAGACGUGCCUGAAUUGGUUCUUCAAGAUCGCAUCCAUCCGAGAGCUGGUUCCCAGAUUCUACGUGGAGGCGUCCAUCCUCAAGUGUAACAAGUUCCUCUCCAAAACGGGGAUCUCAGAGUGUCUGCCCCGGCUGACGUGCAUGAUUCGAGGGAUCGGAGACCCGCUGGUGUCGGUGUACGCCAGGGCCUACCUGUGCCGGGUGGGCAUGGAGGUGGCGCCUCAGCUCAAGGAAAGCCUCAACAAGAACUUCUUUGACUUCCUCCUCACCUUCAAGCAGAUCCACGGGGACACGGUCCAGAACCAGCUGGCGCUCCAGGGCGUGGAACUGCCGUCCUACCUGCCCUUGUACUCGCCCGCCAUGGACUGGAUCUUCCAGUGCAUCUCCUACCACGCCCCGGAGACCCUGUUAACUGAAAUGAUGGAGAGAUGUAAGAAGCUAGGAAAUCACGCCCUGCUGCUGAACUCCGUGAUGUCCGCUUUCCGCGCCGAGUUCAUCGCCGCCCGCUCCAUGGGUUUCAUCGGCAUGAUCAAGGAGUGUGACGAGUCCGGUUUCCCCAAGCACCUGCUCUUCCGCUCCCUGGGGCUGAACUUGGCCUUGGCUGACCCCCCCGAGGGCGACCGCCUCCAGAUUCUCAACGAGGCCUGGAAAGUCAUCACGAAGCUGAAGAAUCCGCAGGACUAUGUCAGCUGCGCCGAGGUGUGGGUUGAGUACACCUGCAGGCACUUCACGAAACGGGAGGUGAACACGGUCCUGGCUGACGUCAUCAAGCACAUGAACCCCGACCGGGCCUUCGAAGAUUCCUACCCGCAGCUUCAGUCGAUAAUCAAGAAGGUGAUCGCCCACUUCCACGACUUCGCGGUGCUUUUCUCAGUGGAAAAGUUCCUGCCGUUUCUGGACAUGUUCCAGAAGGAGAGCGUGCGGGUGGAGGUCUGCAAGUGCAUCAUGGAAGUCUUCAUCAAGCACCAGCAGGAACCCACCAAGGACCCCGUGAUCCUGAACGCCCUCCUGCACGUCUGCAAGACCAUGCACGACUCCGUGAAUGCCCUCACGCUGGAGGACGAGAAGCGGACGCUGGCGUAUCUGAUCAACGGCUUUAUAAAGAUGGUCUCCUUCGGCCGUGACUUUGAGCAGCAGCUGAGUUUCUACGUGGAGGCCAGGUCCAUGUUCUGCAACCUGGAGCCGGUCCUGGUGCAGCUGAUCCACAGCGUCAACCGGCUGGCCAUGGAGACCAGGAAAGUGAUGAAAGGAAACCAUUCCAGAAAGACGGCCGCGUUUGUGCGGGCCUGCGUCGCCUACUGCUUCAUCACCAUCCCCUCCCUGGGGGGCGUCUUCUCGCGCCUCAACCUCUACCUGCACUCCGGCCAGGUGGCCCUCGCCAACCAGUGCCUCUCCCAAGCCGACGCGUUCUUCAAAGCCGCCAUCAGCCUGGUUCCCGAGGUGCCCAAGACCAUCAGCGUGGAGGGCAAGCUGCGGCCGUCGGAGCCCUUCCUGCUCGAGUUCCUCUGCAACUUCUUCUCCACGCUGCUCAUCGUGCCGGACCACCCUGAGCACGGGGUCCUGUUCCUGGUGCGAGAGCUUCUCAACGUGAUCCAGGACUACGCGUGGGACUGCGGCGGGGACGACAGGGUGCGGCUGUACACGUGCGUGCUGCACCUGCUGGCGGCCAUGAGCCAGGAGACCUACCUCUACCACAUAGACAAGGUGGACUCCAAUGACAGCCUCUACGGCGGGGACUCCAAGUUCCUGGCGGAGAACAACAAGCUGUGCGAGACAGUGAUGGCGCAGAUCCUGGAGCACCUGAAAGCCCUCGCCAAGGACGAGGCCCUGAAGCGCCAGAGCUCGCUGGGCCUGUCCUUCUUCAACAGCAUCCUGGCCCACGGCGACCUGCGCAACCACCGGCUCAACCAGCUCUCCGUCAGCCUGUGGCACCUCGCGCAGAGGCACGGCUGUGCCGACCCCCGCACCAUGGUGAAGACCCUGGAGUACAUCAAGCAGCAGAGCAGGCAGCCAGACAUGGCUCACCUGACGGAGCUGGCCCUCAGGCUGCCCCUGCAGAGCAGGACCUGACCCCCAGGCCUGGCCAGGGCUGGGCUCUGGGGCACGCCCAGAAGGCGGGCUCGGCGGCUCCGUCCCGACCGACACCCGCCCCCCGACCAUGUGGGCCGAUACAGGAGAGGAGGGGUUGCGGGUGAGCCCCGUCUUUCUGGAAGGCAGCCCACCUGCUCUGCGCCCCCAAGUCCCGUGGCCGGGCCCGCCUUGAGCGCCGAGAGCCGAUGGCCCAAGAACGUUUCCUGCCGCGGGCGGCUCUCGUGGGACUCAGACAGUGGUGUGGAGGGCAGAGAAAGCGGGGCCCAUCGGGAGGCCCCCCGUGGGGUCUGCAGGUGAAUAAACCUGAAGGAACAUGUUGCAUUUCCUUCAUCAUCCGAGACGAGCGAGUCGGGCCACCACGUGCAGCCUGGAUCCCCGCCCGGGCGCUGCCCAUCUCCCCGAGUGCGGGAGAGCAUUGGCGUGGCCUGGGACCGCGGCCUCCCGGCCCUGCCCAGAAGCAGGGCUGCCCGGCUGUGGAUCAUAGAGGCCCCCGCUGCUCUUCUGGAAGCUGUGCACCCGGCGGCCUAGCAUUGCAUCUGCCGGGAAACCACGGGACGGUUCCUCUCAGACUUCUAACCUCCGUGUCCGUGUGGACCUGCAGCAGUCCGGUCACAUGACCCUCCUGGGCCUGUCCCGCCCUACCCAGUGGCCUCCCACAUCCCAACCCAUCGCCUAAGCCAUCCCCUGUUGCCCUUUACAACAUGAUACAGAAGCUCAGAGCGAUGUGACUCAAAUAUGCCCAAGGCGGCCUUUAUUUCA
This is a messenger RNA of Sorex araneus (European shrew), 3705 nucleotides long. RefSeq names its product VPS35 endosomal protein sorting factor like (gene VPS35L). Gene Ontology annotation, cellular component: endosome. Bases 34 to 2925 code for a protein of 963 amino acids. The record is from RefSeq and is a predicted model, not a curated record. Gene Ontology annotation, biological process: endocytic recycling. The transcript has 31 exons. NCBI's taxonomy places the organism in Eukaryota, Metazoa, Chordata, Mammalia, Eulipotyphla, Soricidae.